CGAAGAUUGGUUCGCACUUGUUCGUGUCUCCCAGAGGCAUCGCCUGUGGUAUAUGUCCAGACAUGUAUAGCUGUGCGUAAUUAAAAAUAGAGAUGAUACGUAAAGAAAUCGGCUUCUGAGCGUUACAUUUCAACCGGAAGUUCUACCGUUUCGUCUGGCUUGACACGUGGUCGUGCCAGCUCUGGGAACUUCGGGGGGGUUAGGACUUCUAUCCAAGUCGGAGUAGAGGAAACCGGCGGUCAACAGUGAGCCAGCACAGAUCCCAUUAUCUCCAUCGUCCGAGGGUUCCGUCGCCAGUGAAAAUGACCCAGUGCGUGCAGGGCAUGCUGUAUCUGUCGGUUCUGGUGGCGUUCGCCGCCUGCGACGCGCCUCCGGUACCGUUAGACGACAUCUUAAUUGAGAAAACUUUCGUGCCAGAGCAGUGUGUGCGCGCAGUCAAAGUGGGCGAUUAUGUCAGGUACCACUACAACGGCAUGUUUCCGGACGGCAAGAAGUUCGACUCGAGCUACGACCGUGGCAGCACCUACAAUGUGUUUGUUGGCAAGAAGCAGCUGAUUGCAGGGAUGGACAAAGCUCUGGUGGGGAUGUGUGUCAACCAGAGAAGCCUGGUCAAGAUCCCACCUCAACUGGCGUAUGGGAAACAGGGAUACGGGGACAUCAUCCCUGCAGACUCCAUCCUCCAUUUCGACGUCCUGCUGCUCGACGUGUGGAACCCGGAGGACGGCGUCCAGAUCAAAACCUACCACACACCCUCAAACUGCUCCAGGAAGGUCGAGGUGUCCGACUACAUUCGCUACCACUACAACGGCACCUUGUUGGACGGCACGCUCUUUGACUCCAGCCACACCCGUAUGCGCACCUAUGACACGUACGUUGGGAUUGGGUGGCUGAUCGCUGGUAUGGAUCAGGGCCUUUUGGGAAUGUGCGUUGGAGAGAGACGCAUCAUCACGAUGCCGCCGUCCCUUGGAUACGGAGAGAACGGAGACGGGAGUGACAUCCCAGGACAGGCGUCCCUGGUCUUUGAUGUGGUUCUCCUGGACCUCCACAACCCCAGAGACGGGAUCGCAGUGACCAAUCAGAUGGUACCCGAGUCCUGCACGAGGAAGUCCGUUGCCGGAGACUUUGUACGCUACCACUAUAACGGCAGCCUCCUCGAUGGGACAUUCUUUGAUUCCAGCUACUCUCGUAAUCGUACCUAUGACACCUACGUGGGUCGAGGCUACGUGAUCGCCGGCAUGGACGAGGGCCUGAUUGGAGUCUGUAUCGGAGAGAGACGCACCGUCACCAUCCCGCCACAUCUCGGCUACGGAGAGGAGGGCACAGGCUCUAAGAUCCCCGGUUCGGCCGUCCUGGUGUUUGACGUUCACAUCAUCGACUUCCACAACCCGUCGGACAACGCCGUGGUCAACGUCACUCACAAGCCGGAGGAGUGUGAAAAGAAAACAAAGAAGGGAGACUUUGUCAAAUACCACUACAACGCGUCUCUGAUGGACGGCUCAUCCAUCGACUCCACAUAUAAUUAUGGAAAGACCUACAACGUCGUCCUGGGAGCCAACCAGGUAGUCCCGGGGAUGGAGGUGGGACUGAUGGACAUGUGUGUGGGCGAGAAAAGGCACCUUGUUAUUCCUCCUCACCUGGGCUACGGGGAGCGAGGAGUCCUUGACGAAGUUCCAGGGAGCGCCGUGCUGGUGUUCGACAUCGAACUGGUGGAAAUGGAGGACGGGCUUCCCGAAGGCUACAUGUUCAUCUGGAACGACGAUGUGUCAAACGACCUCUUCACCGAGAUGGACAAAGACCAGAACAAAGAGGUGGAGCCCUCCGAGUUCACCGACUACAUCAUGAAGCAGGUGAACGAGGGCAAAGGCCGCCUGGCUCCCGGCUUCGACCCGUAUCGCAUCAUUGACAACAUGUUCUCCAACCAAGACCGCGACGGAGACGGAAAGAUCACGGAGGCGGAGUUCAAGCUCAAAGCGGACGAGGACGUCUCCCACGACGAACUAUGACGGGACUGAGUGCGAAACGCAGAUCAGGGUGACGGCGGGAGGGUCGGAGGGCGGCGUUGUUACACACAUGCGGGUGGUAGAGUAGAGAGAAAGAGAGACGGGGUCGCAAGUGUGUGAAAAGUAAUCCAAUUUUCAAUUUGGAAGAAUUGGAUGAUGUUCGAAGGAAGUCUUGGCUUUUAAAAGGGAGGUGAGAGGAAUGCGUGAAGGUUUAGGAAUGAGAUUAUUUUGAGUACUGUUGUGUUCAAAAUCUUUUAGGCCAGGACGAAGAACUCCAGUGGUUUUAAUAUAGAAGUUUUGAUGCAGAGGCUUCCCGGGCUUUGAUAAUGAACAGUCCACUGCGGUCUAUGCUUCCCGCCAGAGAACCUCGAACACAAGUUUUAUACGUUUCACCAUGUGGGCGUAGUUGCCUCUCAUUGGUUGAAACAUGCUUAUGUCUGACAGAUUCAAACGGGAGCGCUGCUGGCUCUGGGUUUGGUUAAGAGUUGAUGUAAAGGCAUCGCUUCUUUCCUAGCUGGGCACCAUGGGCGUUUAAAAGCAUGCUGCUCAGUCUCGUCAUCUCCUUUUCAUUCCAAAGAUAGCUGCUGAACAACAUUUGUCAUACACAAAUCAUGAUAUAGUCACAUUCUUACAGAGAGAAUGCAGGACUUAGGUCCCAAUAUACCUUCUGUUGACCCUCCGGGGUCACUGAGAAACACAUCCUAAGGCAGACUGUCUUCCAGACUACUUGUACGAUUUAUAAUUUUUCAUAAAGCAUUUUUAUCCCAUCAUGCAUUUACAGGAGAUACAAGACAUUUCCACACUAUUCAGAACUAAAUAUUGGAAGGACUCAUCCGAGGUUAAUGAUGACGGUUUAUUUUUACCUCCACUCUUGUUAUUUUUUGUCUUGUGUUACGUAACACCUGUUUUUUAUUUUGAAGGGUGCAAAAGUGUGAAAGAACAAACUGAGGCCUCACUCCACAAUACCUGCAUUGAAAGCUCCAUUGUGACAUUUAUUGUUGUUGAUGUUUUGUCUGACUAGUUUAUUGAUUGAGAGCUAGAAGUUAGAAUGAUAUUUUAUUAACAUGGUUGACCGCUGAUACCUUUUUAAUGUGAGGAUGCAUUCAGUGUUCAAUCAUCCAAAAUACCAGUGAAAGGUCACAAAUCCUAAAAUCACUGGGCGUUGGAGUCUUUCAAUCAAUCGAGUUGUUGUAUUGCUUGGUUUUUCUGCGUACAAAUGUCGACAUCGGGAUACAAUUUAAGAUUCUGUGUGCGUGUGCGUUUGUGAAAAAGUGUAAUUGUUGCUUUUUGUUUUACUUUUUUAUUCAGGAGAAUGUUGAGGUUUGUUGCUGAAAAUGUCUACACAAAGUUAAAUUUGAUUAAAUGACCUCAUCUAACUAUACGCCUAGAUUGAGUCUGUCUAGUUUUAAUUUGACCAAAAGCAUUGUCAUGUUUUCAGGCUGGUUUAAGCGUUUUAAGUAAACUCCUCAUACUUACGGUUGUUAUUUCUUCCGUCUUCUUCACAGUUUUUUUAUCAAUGUUUUUUUAUGAGCAAUGCGAGUUUAUGUCACAGUUUCUGAGGAUUCUGUUUAAUAUCUCAACAUGUCAUUUGUGUUCAUUUAGCUCAGUGAUGGAGGUCAAUUUCUUACCAGGGCCCCAGAUAACCACCUGGCUGAAGUUUCAAAAAUAAAAAGCCAAGUGUCUCAU
This is a messenger RNA of Gasterosteus aculeatus aculeatus (three-spined stickleback), 3686 nucleotides long. It is a transcript of the gene fkbp9, whose product is annotated as FKBP prolyl isomerase 9. NCBI's taxonomy places the organism in Eukaryota, Metazoa, Chordata, Actinopteri, Perciformes, Gasterosteidae. The record is from RefSeq and is a predicted model, not a curated record. Gene Ontology annotation, cellular component: endoplasmic reticulum. Gene Ontology annotation, molecular function: calcium ion binding; peptidyl-prolyl cis-trans isomerase activity.